This is a messenger RNA of Soboliphyme baturini, 450 nucleotides long. NCBI's taxonomy places the organism in Eukaryota, Metazoa, Nematoda, Enoplea, Dioctophymatida, Soboliphymatidae. The record is from the annotation of a GenBank genome assembly.
AUGGUCGAAAGAUGCCCGGAUGAAGAGACACCAACGGUCGAACAACGAACCAACAUUGUGGAGAGGGGAGGGGCACGUGGUGGCGGUGGCGGUGGCGGUGGCGGUGGUGAUGGUGCUCAUCGAUUUGUUAGCCGUCGUUUCACAGCUGCUACGGAACGCCACCGCCUCUAUAGCACGGUUUUACGCGACAAGAAGAGCAGCGCACGUCGCUGUGACUCGCUCGGACUACUAGAGUCAACUCGACUACUCGAAGUAGCGCAGUCCGUCCGUCCGUCCGUCACCGCCUCCGUCGCUGAGGUUGUCACAGCGUGCGGUGCCAUUGAUCGCUCAACGGGGGACAGGUUACACCGGUUGCGACGGCGGCGGCAACUGUUUAAGGUUUGCGAACCGCGAUCGUCAUCGUCAGCUGGCUUGGCCAUCACACCGAGUCCAUUCACUGCUGCUGGCUGA